This is a messenger RNA of Ylistrum balloti, 4857 nucleotides long. RefSeq names its product transmembrane channel-like protein 5. The transcript is spliced from 19 exons. Gene Ontology annotation, molecular function: mechanosensitive monoatomic ion channel activity. Lineage: Eukaryota; Metazoa; Mollusca; Bivalvia; Pectinida; Pectinidae. The record is from RefSeq and is a predicted model, not a curated record. Bases 194 to 2710 code for a protein of 838 amino acids. Gene Ontology annotation, cellular component: plasma membrane.
UCGUCUUUCAAGUUGUUUUCGUAUCGUAGGCCUGCAAGGCGAAAGUCGUAAUAUAGUAACGGUGAUGAACUGAGCGAUGAAACGAGUGACCCGUAACUCUUAUCUGAAGGAACACUACUAAGAACCAUGACUGAUGUGUUGACACUGAGCUAUUUAUAGUUAGAAAGGUGUUUAGCGAAUCUCAAGAAACAUAAUGGAUUAUAGAGGAGAUCCUCAUGAAUAUUCCAGGGGCCCACCAGAACAAGUGCAGAUGCACUCUGUCAACCCAGGAUACACAGAGCCGACCCAUGCAGGUAAUGGCCGUCCACCUUAUGUGAUUGACAUGCAUUCUGGUAUCCAAGAUUUAGAUGAGAGAAAUGGUGGGGAAGGAGAUGAGAGGAAUUUCCAAAACAGGGGAAGCAGUCGUCGUAAUUGGGCAGCGGAGAAUCGACGUGAUGCUACUGACCUGAUAAAUGAACUACCCAGCAGACAGCUAGAGCAAAUCGCUAGUGAUGCAGCAAGACAAACUAUGCGAAGGAAAAAGAGUAAGAAGAAGUCUUUUCAUGGAACUGUACGCGGAGUACGGGAUUACAAUGACUUAGCAGCCUCACUGUCACGUGACCCAGAGCUGAUGGACGAGUAUGAUGGGGAGACUAGGACAACUGAGAGACUACGAGAUAUGGCUGUCAAACUCACUGACAAGAAAGAGAUCAGAAACAAUAUUUCAAAUUCACGACAGCACACGAUACGAAGGGGCGUCCAGAGUCAAAGGCCGGGGUGGUGGAAGAGGACCAAGUACAGUGUUGGCAUUGGCUGGAUGCACUUCAAGUACCGCCUUGCUGAACUUGCCUACUCUCUGGAACUGUGGAGGAGUCUGAUAAAGAAGAUAGAGGGUCACUUUGGCACUGGUGUGACCUCCUAUUUCCUCUUCCUAAAAUGGAUCUUCCUCCUCAAUAUCCCCAUAUUCUUUCUAACUCUUGGCUUUAUUGUCAUUCCACAAAUUGUGUACGUAGAGUUCCAGCCAUCAGCAGAGGCAGUAGCAGCAGCUGCUGCUAACAGUAACCAAACAAAUGUUACCACGGCGGCACCAGUUGUCACCACAACAGCAGCAUUCACAGGCAGAGAGCUGCUCACUGGCUCCGGCUAUUUUACUAACACUGUGCUGUAUUAUGGAUACUACACCAAUGAUAUUGUACAGGUCGUUGGGGAAACAAAGUAUGACAUGAAAUAUGCCUACCUCCUCACUGGAGGAGGCUAUUAUAUCCUGUGUCUCAUCAUCCUGGCACUGAGCAUUUCCAGGUCCUAUAAGAAAAAUUACAUUGAAGCAAGUGGAGUGUUCAAUUUCUAUAUUGUGACAAAAGUAUUUUGUGGCUGGGACUACAACAUUACUGCUUCAGAUGCUGCUCGACUUCGACACAAAAGUUUCUUUAAUGAAAUCAAGGAAUUUUUGUCUGGUAAAAAGUUUGAGGAUGGUGACAGAGGUUUAUCUACAAAGUGUAAAUGGUUUUUAGUGAGAAUCGUAACCAACCUCAUCGUUAUAGGAAGUAUAGGGGGCUCAGCUUACUGUAUAUACUAUAUCAAGGACACAGACUAUAUCAAGACUAGUAUUCUGAUCCUUGGAGAGCUGGCCAUGCCCUUGGUGGCCACUGGGAUCAUCCUUGUGCUGCCGUUUGUCUUCACAAGAAUAGGGAAGUUUGAGAACUACCAGAAACCACAGACAGAGUUAUAUGUUGGUAUGACGAGGACAAUGUUACUGAAGGCUGCCAUACUUGGUGUUCUGGCAUAUUUUUGGUUCAACAAAACAAAACAUGAGUCAAGUGCUUGUUGGGAGACUGCUCUGGGAGAAGAUAUAUAUCGUCUAGUACUUGUCGACUUCAUCUUUACUCUGAUUGCCACUUUUUUCCUGGAGUUUGUUCGUCGGUUGUUAGGCCAGUACUGCUGUAAAAUACUAGGAGAUACUGAGUUUGACAUUGGCAGAAACACUUUGGACCUUAUCUACUCUCAAGCUUUGUGUUGGUUGGGCACAUUUUACUCUCCUCUGCUCUCAUUCAUCAUGAGCAUCAAAUUAUUCCUUCUGUUCUAUGUGAAAGCUGUCAGUGUCCUACAAAACUGUAAACCAUCAGUGAGAGCAUGGAGGGCAUCAAAAAGUCACACCAUCUUUCUAGGUUAUCUCUUCAUUUUCUUCCUCCUGGCAGCCAUUGCAGUAGCUUAUGGAGUGUUGCUCGUGCAGCCCAGCAGUAUUUGUGGACCCUUCCAGGGCCAGAUGCAGGCAUAUGACAUUGUGACCACCCUUGUCAACAGCUGGAAGGGGGACCUGAAAUGGCUUCGAGAAAUCUUUAAACUGGUUUCCUCACCUGGUUUCAUUGCCAGUGUACUAGUAGCCUUUAGUGUUGGUACCUACUACAUGAGGAUAGUAAUGGUGGGCCACAAAGAAAUGGUCAAGCUUCUGCGACAACAGUUGGCUAUGGAAGGACGUGAUAAAGCAUACCUGUUGAAUAUGUUACAAGAGGUCAGUCGGUCAAGAAAGGAGAAACUGCGGCCAUCUACUGAGAAUCGUAUCUUGUCCCCAACAUCGGCUACUUCUAUGGAAUCCUUGACCUCACCAGGUGGACGCAGGUUUGUGCGAACAAUUGCAGAGACUGUGGCAGCGAAUACUCCUCAACAGUCCCCCGUCACAAAUCGCAGGACAAGACACAUAGACGGCAAUGAAAACAACACUUCACGAUUCUGAUUCCAAUUUCUCACAUUUCUCCUCCAUUUUCUGAUAGAUAGUGAAUAGUAUAAAGAACUGUCUUUAUUUAUUUACUAACAUCUGAUCUAUUGUGUCUGUAAUACACAAGACUAUCUAUGUGUGUGAUCCUUGUGUCUGUAAUACACAAGACUGUCUAUGUGUGUGAUCCUUGUGUCUGUAAUACACAAGACUGUCUAUGUGUGUGAUCCUUGUGUCUGUAAUACACAAGACUGUCUAUGUGUGUGAUCCUUGUGUCUGUAAUACACAAGACUGUCUAUGUGUGUGAUCCUUGUGUCUGUAAUACACAAGACUGUCUAUGUGUGUGAUCCUUGUGUCUGUAAUACACAAGACUGUCUAUGUGUGUGAUCCUUGUGUCUGUAAUACACAAGACUGUCUAUGUGUGUGAUCCUUGUGUCUGUAAUACACAAGACUAUCUAUGUGUGUGAUCCUUGUGUCUGUAAUACAAAAGACUGUCUCUGUGUGUGAUCCUGGUGUCUUUAAUAAACAAGACCAUUUCUCUGUGUGAUCCUUGUUGGGUGUUGGAUCAUUUCUAUGCAAUUAGAGGUAUUUUCUAAUAUAACAUGCAUAUUCAAGUCUAAUAUGUUAUCAAUGUUUGUGUUUAUAUAUAAAUACAUUAUUGUACACUAUUUAUAACAGAAAUCUAUCCAUCAUUCCUUUUACUUGUAAAGGCCUACCUGUUAUGAAAUAAUACUUAUUGUAAAAAUAGAUUAUAUGUUGUAUACUUCAUUAUUUAAUAGACAUUAAUUUAGUUUAAUGAUGAAUGGAAUACCAUUAAUCACAAGGAUGUAUGUGAGAAUCUAAUGCCCUACCCCAGAAUAACUGUAACUACAUGGAUGUGUGUGAGAAUCUAAUGCCCUACCCCAGAAUAACUGUAACUACAUGGAUGUGUGUGAGAAUCUAAUGCCCUACCCCAGAAUAUCUGUAACCACAUGGAUGUUUGUGAGAAUCUAAUGCCCUACCCCAGAAUAUCUGUAAUCACAUGGGUGUGUGUGAGAAUCUAAUGCCCUACAUGGAUGUGUGUGAGAAUCUAAUGCCCUACCCCAGAAUAUCUGUAACCACAUGGAUGUGAGUGAGAAUCUAAUGCCCUACAUGGAUGUGUGUGAGAAUCUAAUGCCCUACCCCAGAAUAUCUGUAACCACAUGGAUGUGUGUGAGAAUCUAAUGCCCUACCCAAGAAUAUCUGUAACCACAUGGAUGUGUGUGAGAAUCUAAUGCCCUACCCCAGAAUAUCUGUAACCACGUGGAUGUGUGUGAGAAUCUAAUGCCCUACCCCAGAAUAUCUGUAACCACGUGGAUGUGUGUGAGAAUCUAAUGCCCUACCCCAGAAUAUCUGUAACCACGUGGAUGUGUGUGAGAAUCUAAUGCCCUACCCCAGAAUAUCUGUAACCACGUGGAUGUGUGUGAGAAUCUAAUGCCCUACCCCAGAAUAUCUGUAACCACGUGGAUGUGUGUGAGAAUCUAAUGCCCUACCCCAGAAUAUCUGUAACCACGUGGAUGUGUGUGAGAAUCUAAUGCCCUACCCCAGAAUAUCUGUAACCACAUGGAUGUGUGUGAGAAUCUAAUGCCGUACAUGGGUGUGUGUGAGAAUCUAAUGCCCUACAUGGGUGUUUGUGAGAAACUUAUGCCCUACCCCAGAAUAUCUGUAACCACAUGGAUGUGUGAGAAUAUAUUGCCCAGAAUACUUGGAACUGUAAACAUACCAGCAUACAAUGCAGCAUAUAUUCAGCCCAGUAAGAAACUCAUAUCUGCUAUAGAGGAAAUCUUAAUCUGCCACACAUAUGUAAAAAAAAAAAGAAGUGUUUUAUACAAUUACUGACAAUUACAAUCAGUGUUUUAGGGGUCAGUGUUUGUGAGGUAGCGUUUGGGGGUCAGUGUUUGUGAGGUAGUGUUUGGGGGUCAGUGUUUGUGAGGUAGUGUUUGGGGGUCAGUGUUUGUGAGGUAGUGUUUGGGGGUCAGUGUUUGUGAGGUAGUGUUUAGGGGUCAGUGUUUGUGAGGUAGUGUUUGGGGGUCAGUGUUUGUGAGGUAGUGUUUGGGGGUCAGUGUCUGUGAGGUAGCGUUUGGGGGUCAGUGUUUGGGGGUCAGUGUUUGUGAGGUAGUGUUUAGGGGUCAGUGUUUGUGAGGUAGUGU